AUGGUUUUGUACUCAAGCUGUAGAAUUACGUUUCUGGGUCUGUUUCUUCUUCUGAUUUCGAGCUGGGUAUCGGAUAAAUGCGAAGGAUUUGGCGAAUUUGGGUUUGAAUUUCACCACCGUUUCUCGGAUCAAGUCGUGGGGGUUUUGCCAGGUGAUGGGCUGCCUAAUCGAGACUCUUCUAAGUAUUAUAGAGUGAUGGCUCAUCGAGAUCGGUUAAUCAGAGGCCGUAGACUCGCUUCCGGUGAAGAUCAAUCACUCGUCACUUUCGCUGACGGCAACGAUACUGUUCGUGUGGACGCCCUUGGAUUUUUGCAUUACGCGAACGUGACGGUUGGGACGCCGUCUGAUUGGUUUCUGGUUGCUCUAGACACUGGGAGUGACUUAUUCUGGUUGCCCUGUGACUGCACCAAUUGUGUCCGUGAAUUGAAAUCACCUGGUGGCUCGAGUUUGGAGCUCAAUAUUUAUAGCCCUAAUGUAUCAUCGACAAGUUCUAAAGUUCCUUGUAAUAGUACGUUAUGUACAAGAGGUGAUCGAUGCGCCUCCCCUGCUAGUAACUGCCCAUAUCAGAUCAGGUAUCUUUCUAAUGGUACCUCGUCUACUGGUGUCCUGGUAGAGGAUGUACUUCACUUAGUUUCAAAUGACAAAAAUUCCAAAGCUAUUCCCGCUCGGAUUACCUUAGGUUGUGGUCAAGUUCAGACUGGUGUAUUCCAUGAUGGUGCAGCUCCAAAUGGUCUUUUCGGGCUUGGCUUAGAAGACAUAUCGGUUCCGAGCGUAUUAGCAAAGGAAGGAAUUGCAGCAAACUCAUUUUCGAUGUGUUUUGGAAACGAUGGAGCUGGUAGGAUCAGUUUUGGAGAUAAAGGUAGCGUAGACCAACGAGAAACGCCAUUGAACAUAAGACAACCACAUCCUACUUACAAUAUCACCGUCACUCAAAUAAGCGUUGGAGGAAAUACUGGCGAUCUUGAAUUUGAUGCUGUUUUCGACUCUGGAACCUCAUUCACUUAUCUGACUGAUGCAGCUUACACACUUAUUUCAGAGAGUUUUAAUUCUCUAGCUCUGGACAAGCGUUAUCAAACGGAUUCUGAGUUGCCUUUUGAGUACUGUUAUGCAUUAAGCCCGAACAAAGACAGCUUCCAGUAUCCAGCUGUGAAUCUGACAAUGAAAGGCGGAAGCUCAUAUCCCGUUUAUCACCCGUUAGUAGUGAUUCCCAUGAAGGACACAGAUGUCUACUGUUUAGCAAUCAUGAAGAUCGAAGACAUCAGCAUCAUCGGACAGAACUUCAUGACUGGCUAUCGCGUUGUCUUUGACCGUGAGAAACUGAUUCUGGGCUGGAAAGAAUCUGAUUGUAACACGGGCGAGACCUCGGCUCGGACACUUCCAUCGAACCGUUCCUCCUCCUCGGCUAGACCGCCGGCUUCCUCGUUUGACCCAGAGGCCACAAACAUACCAUCUCAACGACCAAGCACGUCGACCGCUUCUUAUUAUUCACUCUCUCUCGCACUUUCAUUCUUCUACUUCUCAAUUUUGGCCAUCCUCUGA
This is a messenger RNA of Arabis nemorensis, 1539 nucleotides long. NCBI's taxonomy places the organism in Eukaryota, Viridiplantae, Streptophyta, Magnoliopsida, Brassicales, Brassicaceae. The record is from the annotation of a GenBank genome assembly.